Messenger RNA from Aspergillus uvarum CBS 121591, 2377 nucleotides. RefSeq lists its product as uncharacterized. Lineage: Eukaryota; Fungi; Ascomycota; Eurotiomycetes; Eurotiales; Aspergillaceae. The transcript has 6 exons. The record is from RefSeq and is a predicted model, not a curated record. Bases 51 to 2303 code for a protein of 750 amino acids. Gene Ontology annotation, biological process: DNA-templated transcription; regulation of DNA-templated transcription. Gene Ontology annotation, molecular function: zinc ion binding; DNA-binding transcription factor activity, RNA polymerase II-specific; DNA binding.
UUCCCUUUUCCGCUUGACAAACUGCCCUGUAUCAUAUUUUGAGCCUGAGGAUGAGUGCUGCGCUGGGGAAAAAGCCGACUGCCUGUGUGCCCUGCCACGAACGGAAGGUGCGCUGUGAUUCGACGGUGGUGGGAAUCCCCUGUACUCGGUGUACCAGGCGAGACCGAGCGGACUCUUGCACUCUCCUCGAACGCGGGGCCAGGAACAGUGCCACCAACAACCCUAACAAUUCCAGCAAGCGUCGACGUACAGUCCAUGACAGCAAUGAAGCAUUGAAAGAUCCUCAUGAUCCUGAGCCUCAACCGGAACCGGUCUAUCCCUCCCCGCGUCCGCCAACCCCAGCGACAAGUGUUCCACCACAGCGCCAUGCCUCCUUCAGUCACAGCCAGAGCGAUGUGGCCCAGGGUCUGUUGGAUUUGUCCCAUGCAGGCACCACUACCUCGAUAUCCGAGACACUUCUGCCUGGGCCACAUCAAAGUCAUCAGGGUCAGCCUCAUCCGGUCUACUACCUGGCUGCGGAUGAGGAUGCACAUCUGGAGACCUUAUGCCUGAUGGCCGAUGAGAACCCAGCGAUGCCAUCCCCGGUACCCUUGUCCACAUCGGAGCAAGGGCACCAGGUAAUUGAGUACUACGGUGAAUUGAAUUCCAUCACCGUCCUGAGUGAGAUCUUGGGCCAAGCCCAGCGCCGGUUGAUACGCCUCGAUCUACCGGGCCCUGUGGCGGUCGGCGCCCGGUCAAGGGAGCUCGCCGGCUUAGAUGACGCUGAUAUCGCUUAUCUGCGUGCAAAGCACGUGCAUGAUUUCCCUCCCACAGCGAUCUGCCGCAACUUCCUGCACCUGUUCUUCAAACACAUCUACCCGUAUACCCCGAUCCUGAAUCGACAGCAAUUGAUGGAGGACUACGAACGAGGCAGUUGCUCGAGCUUUCUUCUCUGGUCCAUCUUGGCGAACGUCGUCCCAUACGCCGACUCCGACCUCCUCUUCGACUCCGGGUAUACUGAGUGCGCCAUCGCGCAGAAAGACUAUUUCUCGCGAGCCCGACUGUUGUAUGACUUCGGAUGCGAAAAGGCCCAGCUGAAUCUGCUACAGGGAUCGCUGCUUCUCAGCUCGUUUCAGAACUCCUUUGCCCCGGACAAAGACUUUCGAUUCUGGUUCCACAACGCCGUUCGAAUCGCGUUGCAGAUGGGGUUCAAUCGACGGGACAUGGAGAACCAUCUUGACCCAUCGACUCAACAACUGGUGCGACGGAUCUGGUGGGUUUUAUAUUCGCGCGAUAUCUGGUUCUCAGUGGUCGGAUUCGCAAAUGGAAGACUCAUCGAUGAUCACGGGAUACAAUGGCGUCUCCCUGGGGCAGAAGACUGGGCUUGCGAGCAAGCCCUUAGUUCCCAGCAUAAAGACGUCAUUCCCCAAAUUACUCCCCUCCACCAACAUUUCCUAACCGAGAAUUGUCGGCUGGCGCUACUUGGCGCGCGCUUUCUCAACCUCCUGGGACCGAAUCGCCCAACUCCCGCGAUCGCAGAAGCUCAAGCGUUCAUUCAUGCGCUCACGGCGUGGCGGACUUCCUUCCCGGAGGAUUUACUUCUCGACCGUGUCACCCACUGGGACGAAACCAGUGCCUGGGUUCUGUUCCUCGGGUCCAUGGGCUAUCGACUGGAAUGCUCCUUUUACCGGACACUGCGGCAGCGGGCCAGAACUUUGGUGAACAAGAGCCUUGAAUUGGCGACGUGGGCGAGUGACCGACUCCGGCGAUGCAUCUUCGAACUCGAUACCGUGUUGAAGAGGGCGAUCGUCAACGAUGUAGCACGCUUUUGUCCACCAUCGCUAAUAAUCUGCAUCUCACAUCUCCUGGUCUUCCAGCUGGACGUCGUCUUGGAUUCCGGCGCUCCAGAGGCACAGAGAAUCGCCUCUAGGGCGCAGAUCCACACGGGCCUGGCAUAUCUCCGGGCGGUCGGGGAUCAGUGGUUGAAUGCCAAGUGGACGUUCCGGGUGUUCGAUAGUGUGACGAAGAGGCUGGGAAUCACGAUGGUAGGAGAAAGGCACGAGCUCCUCGAUCAUCAUGAUGAGAGAUGGCCGCGACUACCAAAUGCAGGAUUGGCGGAGAGUGGGCUCUGGCGAGACGAUGGGGGGGCUGGAGCUGGGGUAUUGCAUAACGGACCGGUCGGUGCCGGGCGCUCGGCGCCGACGCAGCAGCACCCGCAGUGCGGGGAUGAACUAGCAAUGCCCGAUCGCUGGAUUGAAAGUCUAUUGACGGAGAAUCUGAUGAAUGGGUUGGAUGGCGGGUUGUUCAGUCUCGUCCCACCAUAGCCACUCGAUUAUACGAUAAGCUACAACUUGCUUAGAGAACGGACUCUCACUCUCGGCAUAUGUGAGGAUUUGGU